AUGCUUGAUUUGCAAAUCGACCCAAAUAAUAUCUUGCUAGACCAGCCUGAAGAGGCUGAAGAGCUAAUUACUGAGCUAUUAACACAGAAAAAAGAUCAAAGGAAAGCUAAGAUUCAAAAAAGAAAAGUUGAAGAUACUGUUAACGUGCAAAUAAAAAAGGAAAAAGAAAUCAUAUCAAGAAAAGAAAAGGUUAACAAGGAAGUAGAAUCUACAACACAGAAACCAGGUCAAAAAUGUAAAUUAAAUCCAAAGAAACAUACAGGCAAAGAAAAUAAAUAA
This is a messenger RNA of Arctia plantaginis, 279 nucleotides long. Lineage: Eukaryota; Metazoa; Arthropoda; Insecta; Lepidoptera; Erebidae. The record is from the annotation of a GenBank genome assembly.